Messenger RNA from Mauremys mutica (yellowpond turtle), 8754 nucleotides. RefSeq names its product sodium channel protein type 2 subunit alpha-like. The coding region runs from base 42 to 6125 and encodes 2027 amino acids. The transcript has 26 exons. Gene Ontology annotation, biological process: sodium ion transmembrane transport; neuronal action potential; membrane depolarization during action potential. Gene Ontology annotation, cellular component: voltage-gated sodium channel complex; plasma membrane; axon. NCBI's taxonomy places the organism in Eukaryota, Metazoa, Chordata, Testudines, Geoemydidae. The record is from RefSeq and is a predicted model, not a curated record. Gene Ontology annotation, molecular function: voltage-gated sodium channel activity.
AUGCAAGAGGCUAAACGUAAUUAAAUUUGCAGGAUGAAAAGAUGGCACAGGCAUUGCUGGUACCACCAGGACCUGACAGCUUCUGCUAUUUUACUAGAGAAUCUCUCGCAGCUAUUGAAAAGCAUGCCGCAGAAGAAAAAGCUAAAAAACCCAAACAAGAUCAUACAGACAACGAUGAUGAAGAUGGCCCAAAGCCAAAUAGUGACUUGGAGGCAGGAAAGUCACUGCCAUUUAUUUAUGGGGACAUACCUCCUGGAAUGGUGUCCGAGCCCUUGGAGGACCUGGACCCAUAUUAUAUCAAUAAAAAAACUUUCAUAGUACUGAAUAAAGGAAAGACAAUUUUCCGAUUCAGUGCCACAUCUGCCUUGUACAUUUUAACUCCUGUCAACCCCGUUAGAAAAAUUGCUAUUAAGAUUUUGGUACAUUCAUUGUUCAGCAUGCUUAUUAUGUGCACUAUUUUGACCAACUGUGUAUUUAUGACCAUGAGUAACCCUCCGGAGUGGACAAAGAAUGUAGAGUACACAUUCACUGGAAUUUAUACCUUUGAAUCGCUUAUAAAAAUUCUUGCAAGGGGCUUCUGUUUAGAAGGUUUUACUUUCCUUCGUGACCCAUGGAAUUGGCUUGACUUCAGUGUCAUUUUGAUGGCAUAUGUGACAGAGUUUGUGGACCUGGGUAAUGUCUCAGCGUUGAGAACGUUCAGAGUUCUCCGAGCAUUGAAAACAAUAUCAGUCAUUCCAGGCUUGAAGACUAUUGUAGGAGCCCUAAUUCAGUCUGUGAAGAAGCUCUCAGAUGUAAUGAUCCUGACUGUGUUUUGUCUGAGUGUAUUUGCACUAAUAGGGCUGCAGCUGUUCAUGGGCAACUUGAGGCAUAAAUGCUUGCAGUGGCCUCCAGACAAUUCCACUUUUGAAGUAAACAUUACUUCCUACUUGAAUAGCACAAUGGACGUAAAUGGUACCUUUGUUAAUACAACUGUGAGCACGUUUAACUGGAAGGAGUACAUUGAGGAUGAAACUCAUUUUUACGUUUUGGAAGGACAAAGAGAUGCCCUACUUUGUGGUAAUAGCUCUGAUGCAGGUCAAUGUCCAGAAGGAUAUAUGUGUGUGAAAGCUGGUAGAAAUCCCAACUAUGGCUACACGAGCUUUGACACAUUCAGCUGGGCAUUCUUGUCACUCUUUCGGCUGAUGACUCAGGACUUCUGGGAAAAUCUUUAUCAGUUGACGCUACGAGCUGCUGGAAAAACAUACAUGAUAUUUUUUGUUCUGGUGAUUUUUUUGGGCUCUUUCUAUCUGGUGAAUUUGAUCCUGGCUGUGGUUGCCAUGGCCUAUGAAGAACAGAAUCAAGCAACACUGGAAGAAGCAGAGCAGAAAGAGGCAGAAUUUCAGCAGAUGCUUGAACAGCUAAAAAAGCAACAAGAAGAAGCUCAGGCAACAGCAGCAGUAGCAGCAGCAUCUGUUGCGUCAAGAGAUUUGAGUGGAGUAGGGGGACUAGGGGAGCUCUUGGAAAGUUCCUCAGAAGCAUCAAAGUUGAGCUCAAAGAGUGCUAAAGAAAGGAGAAACAGAAGGAAGAAAAGAAGACAGAAGGAACUGUCUGAAGCAGAGGACAAGGGAGAUGUUGAAAGGUUCCCCAAAUCUGAAUCAGAGGACAGUAUCAGAAGGAAAAGUUUCCGAUUCUCGAUGGAAGCGAAUCGACUGACAUAUGAAAAGAGGUUCACUUCCCCGCACCAGUCUUUGCUGAGUAUUCGUGGCUCCCUGUUUUCCCCAAGGCGCAACAGCAGAACGAGCAUUUUCAGCUUCAGAGGUCGAGCAAAAGAUAUAGGAUCAGAAAAUGACUUCGCUGAUGAUGAGCACAGCACUCUUGAAGACAACGAGAGCAGAAGAGAGUCUUUCUUUGGUCCAAACAGACAUGGUGAAAGACGCAACAGUAACAUUAGUGAAGCCAGUACGUCAUCCAGGAUGGUACCAGCGCUUCCACCAAAUGGGAAGAUGCACAGCACUGUAGAUUGCAAUGGGGUGGUUUCUUUGGUUGGAGGUCCUUCAGCACUCAAUUCGCCUACUGGACAACUUCUCCCAGAGGUGAUCAUAGACAAACCACUGAUCAUAGUAACUUCACUGUCAUAUAAUCAGGGCACCACUACAGAAACAGAAAUAAGAAAAAGAAGAUUGAGUUCUUAUCAAAUUUCCAUGGAAAUGUUGGAAGAUUCUGCUGCAAGACAAAGAGCAAUGAGUAUAGCCAGCAUACUCACAAACACAAUGGAAGAACUUGAAGAAUCCAGACAAAAAUGUCCACCAUGCUGGUACAGAUUUGCAAACACUUUCUUGAUCUGGGACUGCUGGAGCCCAUGGUUAAAAGUAAAACAUAUAGUCAAUUUGGUUGUGAUGGAUCCAUUUGUUGAUCUUGCUAUUACUAUCUGCAUUGUUCUAAACACAUUGUUUAUGGCCAUGGAACACUACCCAAUGACAGAACAGUUCAGCAGUGUGCUUACUGUGGGAAACCUGGUAUUUACUGGGAUCUUCACAGCAGAAAUGGUUUUAAAGAUAAUUGCCAUGGAUCCUUAUUAUUAUUUCCAAGAAGGCUGGAAUAUUUUUGAUGGUAUUAUUGUCAGCCUUAGUUUAAUGGAACUUGGUCUUGCAAAUGUUGAAGGAUUAUCAGUUCUCCGAUCAUUCAGAUUGCUCCGAGUUUUCAAGUUGGCAAAAUCUUGGCCAACACUGAAUAUGUUGAUAAAGAUUAUUGGUAACUCAGUGGGGGCUUUGGGAAAUUUGACAUUGGUGCUGGCUAUCAUUGUCUUCAUUUUCGCUGUGGUUGGUAUGCAGCUGUUUGGUAAAAGUUACAAAGACUGUGUCUGCAAGAUUGCUACAGACUGCGUACUUCCACGCUGGCACAUGCAUGACUUUUUCCACUCUUUCUUGAUUGUAUUCCGAGUGUUGUGUGGAGAAUGGAUAGAGACUAUGUGGGACUGUAUGGAGGUUGCCGGCCAAGCCAUGUGCCUUAUUGUUUUCAUGCUGGUCAUGGUCAUUGGAAACCUUGUGGUAUUGAACCUGUUUCUGGCCUUGCUACUGAGUUCAUUUAGUUCAGAUAACCUUGCUGCUACAGAUGAUGAUAAUGAAACGAACAAUCUCCAGAUUGCCGUUGCAAGGAUUCAGAAGGGAAUAGAUUAUGUGAAAAAAAAAUUACGGGAAUUCGUCCAAAAAGCCUUUGUUAGAAAGCAAAAAGCACUAGAGGAAAUCAAAGCACUUGAAGAUCUAAACAACAAGAAAGACAGCUGCAUUUCCAACCAUACUGUUGUUGAAAUAAGCAAAGAUCUUAAUUGUCUUAGAGAUGGGAAUGGAACUACCAGUGGUGUAGGAACAGGCAGCAGUGUGGAAAAAUACGUAAUUGAUGAAAAUGAUUAUAUGUCAUUCAUAAACAAUCCGGGCCUUACUGUGACAGUACCUAUUGCUAUUGGAGAAUCAGAUUUUGAAAAUUUAAACACAGAAGAGUUUAGCAGUGAGUCGGAUAUGGAAGAAAGCAAAGAGAAGCUAAAUGCAUCCAGCUCAUCUGAAGGCAGCACAGUUGAUAUUGCCCCUCCUGGAGAGGGCGAACAAGCUGAGAUUGAACCUGAAGAAGCUCUUGAACCAAUAGCCUGUUUUACAGAAGGUUGUGUGCAGAAGUUCACAUGUUGUCAAGUAAGUAUAGAAGAUGGCAAAGGCAAAAUCUGGUGGAAUCUUAGGAAAACCUGCUACAGCAUAGUUGAACACAACUGGUUUGAGACAUUCAUUGUCUUCAUGAUUCUUCUGAGCAGUGGCGCUCUGGCUUUUGAAGACAUAUAUAUAGAGCAGCGCAAGACUAUCAAGACCAUGCUGGAAUAUGCUGACAAGGUUUUCACAUACAUCUUCAUUCUGGAAAUGCUUUUGAAAUGGGUUGCCUAUGGUUUUCAAAUGUAUUUCACUAAUGCCUGGUGCUGGCUGGACUUCUUGAUUGUUGAUGUGUCAUUGGUUAGUCUAAUAGCCAAUGCCUUGGGCUAUUCCGAACUUGGUGCCAUUAAAUCGCUUAGGACACUAAGAGCUUUGAGACCUCUAAGAGCCUUGUCACGAUUUGAAGGGAUGAGGGUGGUUGUUAAUGCCCUGAUAGGAGCAAUUCCAUCCAUCAUGAAUGUGCUACUGGUUUGUCUGAUAUUCUGGCUAAUCUUCAGCAUCAUGGGAGUAAAUCUGUUUGCUGGCAAGUUCUACCACUGUGUUAACACAACAACUGGUGAGAUGUUUGAUAUCAGCGAUGUUGACAAUUAUACUCAGUGCGAGGACCUCAUAAAAAAGAAUGAAAGUGCCCGAUGGAAAAAUGUGAAAGUAAACUUCGAUAAUGUAGGCGCUGGGUAUCUUGCACUGCUUCAAGUAGCUACAUUUAAAGGAUGGAUGGAUAUUAUGUAUGCAGCUGUUGAUUCACGAGAUCUAUUAGAUCAGCCUAAGUAUGAGGACAACCUGUACAUGUAUCUUUACUUUGUCAUCUUUAUCAUCUUUGGAUCAUUCUUCACCUUGAACCUUUUCAUUGGUGUCAUCAUAGACAACUUCAAUCAACAAAAAAAGAAGUUUGGAGGUCAAGACAUAUUUAUGACAGAAGAACAGAAGAAAUAUUACAAUGCAAUGAAAAAACUGGGGUCCAAGAAACCACAAAAACCUAUACCUAGGCCAGCGAACAAAUUCCAAGGCAUGGUCUUUGAUUUUGUAACAAAACAAGUAUUUGACAUCAGCAUCAUGAUUCUUAUCUGCCUUAACAUGGUCACCAUGAUGAUAGAAACAGAUGACCAGAGUGAUGAGAUGGAAACUAUUUUACACAGGAUAAACCUGGUAUUCAUUGUCCUUUUCACUGGAGAAUGUGUCCUGAAAUUGAUUUCACUCCGUUAUUACUACUUCACCAUAGGCUGGAACAUUUUUGAUUUUGUGGUUGUCAUUCUCUCCAUUGUGGGUAUGUUUCUAGCUAAGGUGAUUGAAAAAUAUUUUGUGUCCCCCACCUUGUUCAGAGUUAUCCGACUCGCCAGAAUUGGCCGAAUCCUACGUCUCAUUAAGGGUGCUAAAGGGAUCCGUACUUUGCUUUUUGCUUUGAUGAUGUCUCUUCCUGCUUUGUUUAACAUUGGUCUCCUGCUUUUCCUGGUCAUGUUUAUCUAUGCUAUAUUUGGAAUGUCCAACUUUGCCUACGUUAAGAGGGAAGUUGGGAUUGAUGACAUGUUCAACUUUGAAACUUUUGGCAACAGCAUGAUCUGCCUAUUUCAAAUUACCACAUCAGCUGGUUGGGAUGGUUUGUUAGCACCAAUUCUUAACAGUGGAGAACCAGACUGUGACCCUUACAAAGAUCACCCCGGAAGCUCGGUUAAAGGAGACUGUGGUAACCCUUCAGUUGGGAUUUUCUUUUUUGUCAGUUAUAUUAUCAUCUCAUUUCUAGUUGUAGUAAACAUGUAUAUUGCUGUUAUUUUGGAGAACUUCAGUGUUGCUACAGAAGAAAGUGCCGAGCCCUUGAGUGAGGAUGACUUUGAGAUGUUCUAUGAGGUUUGGGAAAAGUUUGAUCCAGAUGCAACCCAGUUCAUAGAAUACAGUAAACUGUCUGAUUUUGCAGCUUCACUGGAUCCUCCUCUUCUUAUAGCAAAACCAAACAAAGUUCAGCUUAUUGCAAUGGAUCUGCCCAUGGUAAGUGGUGACAGAAUUCACUGCCUUGACAUCUUGUUUGCUUUUACAAAGCGUGUUUUGGGGGAAAGUGAUGAGAUGGAUGCACUUCGAAUACAGAUGGAAGACCGGUUUAUGGCAGCCAAUCCGUCUAAAGUCUCCUAUGAGCCAAUUACAACUACAUUAAAAAGAAAACAAGAGGAGGUAUCUGCUACUGUUAUUCAGCGUGCUUACAGAUGUUACAUUUUAAAGCAAAAAGUUAAAAAAGUCUCCUGUAUGUAUAACAAAGAUAAAACCCAAGGGGAUGGCCUACCUGUCAAAGAUAUGAUUAUUGAUAAACUCAAUGAAAAUUCCACUCCAGAGAAAACAUAUGAGAGCUCCUCUACAACCUCCCCACCUUCCUAUGAUAGUGUUACAAAGCCAGACAAAGAGAAAUAUGAAAAAGAUAAAGUAGAAAAAGACUAUAAAGGUGAAAAUGUUAGGGAAAGUAAAAAAUAAAAAACUAAGAAUUCUGUUUGUGUGACAAAUUGUUUACAGCCUUUAAAAGAUGUAUUCGUGUCAACAGGACUCCUGAAGGAGGUUUAUGCCAAACUGACAGCUUUUACAUAUAUAUAUGUAUAUACAUAUUAUACAUAUAUAUAUAUAUAUAUAUAUACACUCACAGUCAGUGCCUAUAACAAGACAGUGAUCUCUCGUCAUCAACCUGUGACUCUGUAAAACAGGGUAACAACCUUGACAAGAGGUUACUGUUUUCAUUACAGCUGACACUGCUGAAGAGGAGACAUACAGUGGCUACAGUCUGUAGGGACCAUGAAAGGCGUGCAAAGCUAUAAUUUUUGUGGGUUUUAACAUACUGCAAAAUAUUUAGUACAGUAACUGUAUCCACUGUUUGUAAUUCAACUGCCACAUUUGCCAUAUUUUUACAAAAUUGGUUUUGGUGAAUUUAUUGUUUUUUUUAAUUCACAGGUUGUUUACUAUUAUAUGUGACUAUUUUUGUAAAUGGGUUUUAUGUUGGGGAAGAGGGUUCGAGGACCAGGUGUUCUGCUCUCUAAUUCUCUAUAAUGUACAGACAGCAGUGAUUUGCAUGAAGGCAUGCUGCACUUAUAGAUCACGCAUGGAAAAAAAUGACAUCAGACAAAGUAACAGAGUUUUAAUUACUUCCACUUUUCAGGGUGGCUCUAAAAUUUGAGGUGUUUUAACUAUUUGUGUUGUCGCAUCCAGACAAAUCUUUAUGUGCCUGCAAAGUCUCCUGUAAUUUACAAGAAUUUAAAAAUGGAUUAUUUUUAUGCAAGUUGUUAAAUAUCAGCAAGUGCAAACUUCAUCCCAAGUUCCAGUCACAUAGUCUUUGUUUUUGUUAAAUGUUCCACAGGAAAAAAAUAUAUGGAACCUGCCCUUGAAAAGUGACUUCAUCAAAACAAGUCACUUGUUUAGAAAUUCUACUUUAUCCUGAGGUAUUGUUUCGUAUGUUCUUCUCUCAGUUAGACUGACAUCUAAUAGGUCAAUAAAAUGCCCUCUGUUAUGUAAAUACUUAUUUUACACUGUUGUGCAUAUUUGAGCAUACAAAUAAGUGAUCAUGCCACAGUACUUUGUAUCAAAUAAGUGCCACAGUAUAUUUAGUUUGCAAGCUUUCAACAGGUAAUCUCUUGUAUUCUGUACCAUUAUAGAUCGUUUGGAGGGUAUCACUGAUGCAUGUUAAUAUUGCCUUUGCUGCUGUAUUUUGCUCCAUCUACUGUUCAGAGUUCUUCACUGUAGGAAGCCAUAUAUCAGUGGUAAAGUGAAUUAAAUUGUUCAACCAGACCUCAUUCCUUCAUAUCAUUAAGCAAUAGUUUGCAGUUAUUUACCAGCUUCUUUAGUUUUGCAUUUUAAAUGGUUACUAUUUGGUGUAAAGCCAGACUGUAUAGGACCUACUACAAACUGUUUAACCUGUUGAAAAUGUGGUUAGCAUAUAUAAAUAAUGUAAAAAUAAAUCAUAUUACUUGGCAGCAUUUUUGUACAUAAGAAAACUGUCAUCAGCUUCAUGUAAUUGUUUCUUAAGUUGUUUUCCACAGUCACUUGUUUAUUUUCUAUCCAUGGUAACUUUCAAUGGAGAACUUCACAAUGAAAGAAAUAAAGAAAAUAGUGAGUAUUUGUAGGCUACUUUGUUUUAAUAUUGCAAACAUUUCAAUGUGAAAUAUUUUGUGUAAAAAUGGAAACCAAGUUUAUUUGGUUCCAAAUAGUUAUGGCUAGUAAGUGGAAGUGGCAGGGGGAUGUUUGAAUUUCUAGCACUGCUUGCAUCAGAAGUUUUGAGAUAGUCUUAUUGUUCAUGGAAUCCUUGCUAUUUUUCCAGUGUUUGUUUACAUAGAUCAGGGGUCGGCAACCUGAGGCAUGCGAGCUGAUUUUUAGUGGCACUCUGCUGUCAGCCAGCAUGCCGGCCGCCAGCCCUGCUCAGCCUGAUGCCUGCCUGGAUGAACGGAAACCUCGGCCAGCAGCAGGCUAAGCGGAGCUGGCGGCCGGGACCCCGGCUGGCAGGAGCCAGUGGCCAGAACCCCAGACCAGCAUCGGGUUGAGCCGCUCAGCCCACUGCCACUCUGGGGUUCCGUCUGCCGGCCCCACUCAGCCCACUGAUGGUCUGGGAUUCUGGCCACCAGCCCCCUGCCAGCCGGGGUCCUGGCCACCGGCCCCACUCAGCCCGCUGCCAGCCUGGGAUAUCAGCCACCGGCCCCCCUCACCUCGCUGCACUAUUAUUUACUUUACAUACAAUAAUAGUUUAGUUAUAUAAUAUAGACUUAUAGAGAGAGACCUUCUAAAAACAUUAAAAUGCAUUACUGGCAUGCAAAACCUUAAAUUACAGUGAAUAAAUGAAGACUUAGCACCCCACUUCUGAAUGGUUGCUGACCCUGACACAGAUUAUACUUAAUCUUUUUGAUUCAUGCUGUGCUAGAACUCUUCUAAAUACAAUAUGGGACCCACAAUAUUUUCCAGGAAUAAAAUGGCACACGUGUAUAAUCUAGAUCAGGACAUUUUGUGUUUCAUACACAAGCUAAAGUUAAAGGUAGACUCUUUUACUAAAGCUUUUGACUUGUAAUGUGUUGGUGAACUGCAUGCAGGAAAUUGCUGUUACCAUGAAGAACGUAAACUACAUUAUAAU